AUGAAAUUAUAUUUUGAAGCAGAAAAAGUAUUAAAAUCUAAAAAUACUAAUAAUGGUAGUUUACAAUCACGAAUUUUUAAUGAUAAAUCUUUAAAAAAUGAUCCAAAACAUAUCUUUGCUUUAGUUUACUCAACAUUGAAAUAUAAACCAUAUAUUAAUGAAAUAAUUAAAAAAUCUAAAAUAAAAAAUGAUAAUAAAAAAAUCAAAAUUUCGAAUGAAUUAUUAUUAUUAUUAAUUCAUGAUUUGAAUUUUUCAUCUAAAGGUAGAAUUCAAAGUGGUAAACAUCCUAUUAAAGAUUUUAUAAUGUCUUACAAAACUAGAUUACAUUCAGAACUUAUUAAGUUAAAAUUACGAUAUAAAGUAAAAUCAAUUGAUCAGUUACCUACUCAUGAUUUGGAUGAUGAAACUCCAAUCCGUUGGUUUAGAAUAAACACAAUAAAAAUUACUCAAGAACAAUUUUAUAAAAAACAUGAAAAGUUUAUAAAUUCAUUUCAACCAGUAAUUUCAAUAGAGGAUUUAACUGAAAUAGGAAUGAUUUAUAAGGACGAUUAUAUACCGAAUCUUUUUGGUGUAUCACCUAAAGAUAAGAUCACAACAUCUGAGCCAUAUAAGUUGGGAGAAAUAAUAAUUCAAGAUCGUGCUUCAUGUUUCCCAGGUCACAUAUUAAAUGCAGAUCCAAAUGAUCAACAUGUCAAAGUUAUAGAUGCUUGUGCUGCUCCAGGUAAUAAAACAACUCAUUUGGGAUCUUAUAUAUCAACAAAGGAGGACGCAGUAAUUUAUGCAUUUGAAAGAGAUAAGAAAAGAGUUGAAAUAUUAAAGAAAAUGUCUGAAUUAGCAACUGGUAUAAAACAUAAACACUUGAUACAAGUUACAAAUGCUGAUUUCACAUCUAUUGAUCCAAAUGACUUUCCGGAUGUAACAGGUUUAGUUGUUGAUCCAUCAUGUAGUGGAUCUGGUAUAUUUGGUAGAGCAUUAGAAGAAGAAGAUAAACAAGAAGUCGAUGAACAAAGAUUAAAAAAAUUGGCUAGCUUUCAAGUAGCAAUUAUGAAACAUGCAUUAUCAUUUCCUAAUGCAAGAAAAGUAGUUUACUCAACUUGUUCAAUACAUGAGCAAGAAAAUGAAAGAGUAGUAAUUGAUUUAUUGAUUGAUGAUAAAGUUAAGGAACAAGGUUGGAAAUUGGCAGACAAAAAGUUUGUAAUUCCAGAAUGGAAAAGAAGAGGUAUUCCAGAGGAGUUUGCAACAAUUUCCAGGGAUGAAAAAUUUUGUCGACAAUUAGCAGAUGGUUGUGUACGAUCAAAGCCAAAAGAAGAUGGUGGUAUUGGUUUUUUCGCAGCAUGUUUCGUCAGAGAUGAUACUAUAAAUAGAGAAAAGAAUGAAACGAUGAAUAGUUCGUAA
Molecule: messenger RNA, 1395 nt
Organism: Insectozyma verbasci
Lineage: Eukaryota; Fungi; Ascomycota; Pichiomycetes; Serinales; Debaryomycetaceae
Source: the annotation of a GenBank genome assembly